AUGGAUCAAAUCAAAGUUUUUUCGCCCGGGACCAUCGCCAACGUAUCUUGCGGAUUCGAUGUGUUGGGGCUGGCAUUGGAAACCCCUGGCGAUGUUAUGGUGGUUAAAAAAAUUGAUGCCCCCCUGGUGCAAAUAAUUCAUUUGGAUGCCUACAAUUUGCCCACCGAUCCAGAACAAAAUGUAGCAGGGAAAGCCGCUUUGGCCAUCAUUGACGAUCUAAAGCUGGAUUAUGGGUUUGAAAUUACCAUUGAUAAAGGCAUUCAUCCCGGAAGUGGCAUUGGUUCUAGCAGUGCCUCGGCAUCUGGGGUGGUAUUUGCCAUCAACCAAUUAUUGGAUACACCGCUUUCUGAAGCCCAACAAAUGCAUUAUGCCAUGAUAGGCGAAUAUGUGGCAUCGGGUUCUUACCAUGCCGACAAUGUAGCACCCGCUUUGAUUGGUGGCAUUGUAUUGAUUCGUGGAUAUGGCCCAUUGGAUUAUUUAAAAAUUCCCGUGCCCAACGAAUUAUGGGCCACCGUAAUUACGCCCAAAAUUCCCAUACGAACCUUUGAUGCCCGUAGGGUAUUAAAAUCCAAAGUAUUAUUGACCGAUGCCAUUCAGCAAUGUGGCAAUUUGGCUGGUUUUAUUGCGGGGCUAUACACGGCCAAUUUUGGGUUGAUUUCUCGAUCAUUGGUGGAUGUUUUGAUUGAACCCCAACGGGCUGUUUUAAUUCCCGAAUUUUACGCCCUAAAACAAGCCGCACUAGAAGCAGGCGCAUUGGGUUCGGGCAUAUCGGGAUCGGGGCCAUCGGUAUUUGCAUUAUGCCAAGGAGAAUCCAAGGCCAUUGCCGUGAAAACCGCUCUAAAUGAGGUAUACCAAGAUUUGGGUAUUCCCUACGAAAUCAAUGUUUCAAAAAUCAACAACCAAGGGGUUAAAAUACUAGAAUAA
Messenger RNA from Notodromas monacha, 924 nucleotides. The record is from the annotation of a GenBank genome assembly. Lineage: Eukaryota; Metazoa; Arthropoda; Ostracoda; Podocopida; Cyprididae.